AUGUUUAAAUUUGUGUCUUUUCGCGCUGAUUGCCUCAACGGCGGCAGCUGCCUCCGAGGCAGACAGUCUAUUGACGAGUGCCCGCAAAAUGGUCAAGGAUUGCGGCGACUGAUGGUGUUGUGCAUGAAGGAACGUGCCCUGCAUUACUUUGCUACGGAAAACGGAGAUGUGAGGCUGACAGAGGGCAUUGCCUUGGUGAAAACCGAUGAUAUUCCAGUAGGCCGAUCCCUCAAUGAUGUCCAGCUGCCCGAAGAGGUGGAAGCCCGUGAAUCUGAGGUCGAUUCAUUGCUGGUGGAGCGUGUUGCUCGCUUCUUUCGCACACACACAUUGCAAUUCAAGGUCCCCAAGGACUCCAUCCAGGAUAUGCAACGUGCUUUGGAAGAGUCUCGCGGCAAGAAGAAGGAGAAAAAGAAGUAUUUGAUGCCACUGUUGAUGCUUUUCAAACUGAAAAUGGUCGCUCUGCUGCCUCUGGCUAUUGGCUUCUUGGCAGUGAUCUCAUUCAAGGCUUUGGUCAUUGGCAAGAUUGCUCUGCUGCUCUCGGGCAUCAUUGGACUGAAGAAGCUGUUGGAAUCAAAGAAAGAGAACUACGAGGUUGUUGCGCAUCCGCACUAUGAACACGAGCAUAGCUACGGUCGAUCGCUGCAAUGCGGCGAGGCUCAGAAUCUGGCCUAUGCGGCGUAUAAGCAAUAA
Messenger RNA from Drosophila willistoni, 690 nucleotides. RefSeq lists its product as uncharacterized. The record is from RefSeq and is a predicted model, not a curated record. The transcript is spliced from 3 exons. Lineage: Eukaryota; Metazoa; Arthropoda; Insecta; Diptera; Drosophilidae. The coding region runs from base 1 to 690 and encodes 229 amino acids.